Molecule: messenger RNA, 747 nt
Organism: Fusarium subglutinans
Lineage: Eukaryota; Fungi; Ascomycota; Sordariomycetes; Hypocreales; Nectriaceae
Product: YJU2-Essential nuclear spliceosomal component
Exons: 3
Coding region: 1-747 (248 amino acids)
Biological process (GO): mRNA splicing, via spliceosome
Cellular component (GO): U2-type catalytic step 1 spliceosome
Source: RefSeq, a predicted model, not a curated record
AUGUCGGAACGCAAAGUACUACAGAAAUACUACCCUCCCGACUUUGACCCAAGCGCUCUUCAGCGUCGUCGUGGACCCAAGAACGCUGGACCUCGCAUUCAGCAGGUUCGCAUAAUGUGUCCAUUUACUAUGCGAUGCACGCGAUGCGGCGCCUUCUCGAAUCGCGGUUUGAAGAAGAACGCUCGCAAGGAGACUCCUCCGGACGAAAACUCGGAGAUCAUCAUCAAGACCGACCCAAAGAACCAAGACUACGUUGUGGUUAGUGGAGCGGUGAGGAACAAUGAACCAUGGAGGAAUCGCGCGGCUGAGGAAGAAAGCGUCGAACAACGUCUAGAUAGGUUGGAAAGAGAGGAAGCAGAAGCCGCGGGCGAGGAAGAGUUGGACAAGAUGGAGGAGCUGGAAGCCAAGAACCAGGAUGCUCAACGAGAGAUGGCCGCCGCUGAUGCCUUGGACGAAAUCCGCCACAGAAACGCUCGCAUCAACCGAUCUGAGAAAGAAGGGGUGGAUUUUGUAGAUACUAUCGUGCGAACAGAAGACGAAGAGAGAAAACAACAGGAAAGGGAGGAUGAAGAAGCUGCCAAGGCAGCAUUCGCUGCAGCGCGAGCGCAGGUGGAGAGCUCCGUGAAGGUUGCUGAGCCAGAAAACACACCGAUUGAGCCGCAAGCCCCAGCUCCAACGUUUAAGAGGGCGGUGAAAAAGAAGAAGGAUCAUGCGGCUGCUCUAGGUCUCAAAAAGAAGUCGUCAUGA